Cladocopium goreaui is the source of this 1017-nucleotide messenger RNA. The record is from the annotation of a GenBank genome assembly. Lineage: Eukaryota; Dinophyceae; Suessiales; Symbiodiniaceae.
AUGAUAAAACAGGAGAAGCCAACUCCAAAAAAAAAGGCAAGAGAACAGGAGCCUGCAAAGGCUGAGUUGGGAACUGAGCCUGGAGAGGCUGAGCCUGGAGAGGCUGACAGCCAGCAAGUGGCUGAUCAGGAGCCUGCAAAGGCUGCACCUGCAAGUGGCUCCAAGCCUGAAAAGGCUUUGCCAGCAAUGGCCACAGAGAAAGCCAAAGCUAAGGCAAAGGCCUUGCCAGCUCCUAGCAAAGCACAAUGGAAUGAUGUGCAUUACACAAUGAAGAAGCUUGAGAAAGCUGGCAAGAUGGAUUUGCCUGAGACAUGGAAGAAAGCUUGCUUGGGAGGUGCAGUCGCCACCCGCCCCAUGUUUGAACAGCUCUGCAUAGAAGCCUGCAAAGGCUUACCUGAAAGAGAUCAUGAGAAUGAAGCCUGGGCAAGGCUGGGUGUGAAACAAUACUAUUUCGAACAUUUUGAAGCUGAGAAGGAAAGGCAUGUGAAUGAAAGUACAACUGCGGCCAAGCAAACAGUGGAAGUCUCUGACAGGCAAGAUUUCCAAAAGGCAGAGAAGGCCCUCAUGGCUGAGCCAGAAAAUGGCCAAGUGGUUUUUGGAAAGAAAAGCCACAAGGCUGAGGCAGCCGCCAGUGCAGGGGAAGAAAAGCCUGAGGAGGCUUACAAAAAACCAUACCAAAGCCUGAAUAAGGCUGUGAAGGCUUUCUCAAGUGCAGUUGACAAGCUGCAGUUGCUGAAGACAAGCUUGGCAAAAAAGCAGAAGGAGCAGCCCAAUGCACAAUUGGCUGCCAGUGUAGGUGAAAUGGAAAGCUUGCAAAAUCAACAUGAAGACUUGAAAAGUCAGUGGGUCACCAGGCUGGCUGCAGUUGCCAGCUCAUUCCCUGCUGAUGCAGCCAGUGAUGGCUCAGAAACUGAGAAGCUUCAGCAAUGGAAGCAAGAAAUUGAGGAGCAAAACAAAAGCCUGGGUAAGGCUUUGAACCCACACAGAUUGUGGGCCAAGAAUGCAGGUUUCAUUUAA